CGUGGCCCGUGUGCGGGCGGCGGCGCGGGAGGAGCGCGGAGCGGCAGCCGGUUCGGGCGGGUGGCAUCAUGGACGAGAAGGUGUUCACCAAGGAGCUGGACCAGUGGAUCGAGCAGCUGAAUGAGUGCAAGCAGCUGUCCGAGUCCCAGGUUAAGAGCCUCUGCGAGAAGGCUAAAGAAAUCCUGACAAAAGAAUCCAAUGUGCAAGAAGUUCGAUGUCCAGUCACUGUCUGUGGAGAUGUGCAUGGGCAAUUUCAUGAUCUCAUGGAACUGUUUAGAAUUGGUGGCAAAUCACCAGAUACAAAUUACUUGUUUAUGGGCGAUUAUGUUGACAGAGGAUACUAUUCAGUGGAAACAGUUACUCUGCUUGUAGCUCUUAAGGUUCGUUACCGUGAACGUAUCACCAUUCUUCGAGGAAAUCAUGAGAGCAGACAGAUCACACAAGUAUAUGGUUUCUACGAUGAGUGUUUAAGGAAAUAUGGAAAUGCAAAUGUUUGGAAGUAUUUUACAGACCUUUUUGACUAUCUUCCUCUCACUGCCUUGGUGGAUGGGCAGAUCUUCUGUCUACAUGGUGGCCUCUCACCAUCCAUAGAUACACUGGAUCACAUCAGAGCACUUGAUCGCCUACAAGAAGUUCCCCAUGAGGGUCCAAUGUGUGACUUGCUGUGGUCAGAUCCAGAUGACCGUGGAGGUUGGGGUAUAUCUCCUCGGGGAGCUGGUUACACCUUUGGGCAGGAUAUUUCUGAGACAUUUAAUCAUGCCAAUGGCCUCACGUUGGUGUCUAGAGCUCAUCAGCUGGUGAUGGAGGGAUAUAACUGGUGCCAUGACCGAAAUGUAGUAACGAUUUUCAGUGCUCCAAACUAUUGUUAUCGUUGUGGUAACCAAGCUGCAAUCAUGGAACUUGAUGAUACUCUAAAAUACUCUUUCUUGCAGUUUGACCCAGCACCUCGCAGAGGCGAGCCACAUGUUACUCGGCGUACCCCAGACUACUUCCUGUAAUGAAAUUUUAAACUUGUACAGUAUUGCCAUGAACCAUAUAUUGACCUAAUGGAUAUGGGAAGAGCAACAGUAACUCCACAAGUGUCAGAGAAUAGUUAACAUUCAAAAAAACUUGUUUUCACACGGACCAAAAAGAUGUGCCAUAUAAAAAUACAAAGCCUCCUGUCAUCAACAGCCGUGACCAC
Messenger RNA from Cervus elaphus (red deer), 1183 nucleotides. RefSeq names its product serine/threonine-protein phosphatase 2A catalytic subunit alpha isoform. Gene Ontology annotation, biological process: mitotic cell cycle; peptidyl-serine dephosphorylation. Lineage: Eukaryota; Metazoa; Chordata; Mammalia; Artiodactyla; Cervidae. Bases 69 to 998 code for a protein of 309 amino acids. Gene Ontology annotation, cellular component: cytosol. The record is from RefSeq and is a predicted model, not a curated record. Gene Ontology annotation, molecular function: protein serine/threonine phosphatase activity. The transcript has a single exon.